Molecule: messenger RNA, 1634 nt
Organism: Rhagoletis zephyria (snowberry fruit fly)
Lineage: Eukaryota; Metazoa; Arthropoda; Insecta; Diptera; Tephritidae
Product: nucleolar complex protein 4 homolog A
Biological process (GO): ribosome biogenesis
Cellular component (GO): Noc4p-Nop14p complex; nucleolus; small-subunit processome
Source: RefSeq, a predicted model, not a curated record
UCCUUCACGUUAGCUGAUCAAGUGGCUGAACCUAUUUUUUACAAUCAUAUUUCUUUCGCUACUUUGUUGUGCAAGAAAUUUACAACGCAAUCUCCUAUUAAACAGCACCUUUUGUAGAAUAUUAGGAAUACGUAUUAUUAAAGUCUUCGCUCAAGUAAUUACCAGCUGUCUCGCUUUCAAACAUGGCCACGGCUGUAGGUGCAGCCUCAUCGAUUACAAAUCCCAGUGGUAUACGCAGCCAGAUAUCGAAGGAGUUGCGUGCAAAGGCCAAUGAUUUCCUUAAUUCACGACGCCAUGCUAAUAAUCUGGUCGAUAUUAUCGAGCAUUUUCAGAAUUGUGUUCGAGAAAAACGGUCAAUUACUGCUGCUGUUCUGACUUUGGAAGUGAUAUUUGUGGAAUUAUUAAAGAGGCGGGAAAUGUGCAUUGAUAAUGCGCCCCUCAAGCCAAAAGAUGAUGGUCCUGAAACGAAAUAUCGCGAAUGGUUACGACAACGCUACGAAGAGUCUCUGAAUUUGAUACUUAAUUCUUUCGAACAUGAAAAAUCUGUUGAAGCAACACAAGCUUUGGUGUCAAGCAUGAAAUUGUUGGCAGCUGAAGGAAACUAUCCAUUAGAAAAGUCAGAUGAGCCUAGCAAAUUUCAAAAGCAUCGUCUGCGAAGUAUUCUUCAAAAACUUAUUUCACCAAUAAAGUCACAAAGUGCUCUGAUACAACGUUUCAAUGAAUAUGCCGAAUAUUUAGAUUUUGUGUUCUAUAGUUGGAAGUUGAUGCAGCCUCUAGCCUCACGUACCGCCUUUUCUAACGAAAUAUUUGCUCUGAAUUAUUUGGAGCUCAUAAAUGCGUUGCCUGUAACAAAAGAUGUGCAAGAUGAGCGAAAGUUAUUAUGCAUCACAGAACCUGUUGGAGUAUCAUCACAACUUGAAAGCUUCGACUAUGUACAAACUCGAAAAUGUAUUAAUAAAGUAUGGCUUUGCAUGAUGCAAUGGACUGAUGGAAUACAGGAGCCAGUGCACAGACAAAUGCUUAUCGUAUUGUUGGAACGAAUUUUGCCUCAUUUGGAUAAACCUAUAUUGCUGACGGAUUUUCUUAUGGAUUCACUUGAUUGCGGUGGUCCAGUCAGCUUACUAGCAUUGCAAGGCAUUUUCACUCUCAUACAGAAGCAUAAUAUUACAUAUCCAAAUAUAUAUGAGAAGUUGUAUUCUAUGUUUGAGCCAGAAAUUUUCCACACAAAAUUUAAGGCACGUUUGUUUUAUCUGGCGGAUAUAUUUUUAAGCUCUACACAUCUACCUGAAAAUUUGGUAGCAGCAUUUGUUAAGCGUCUGGCACGACUUAGCAUAAUUGCGCCGCCACAAGAUGCUAUAAUUAUUUUACAUUUCAUUGGCAACUUGAUAUUACGCCAUUCCGGCCUAAAACGACUUAUAUGCGCACAAGACGCUAUUGAAGUUUCCCGUGACCCAUUUAUCAUGGAAGAGCGCGAUCCCACAAAAUCCAACGCUUUAGAUAGCUCUUUAUGGGAGGUCGUGUCGCUACAGAAACAUGCUAUACCAGCGGUUGCGACUGCAGCUCGCUUUAUUUCGCAGCCCUUGCCAACCACAGAAUGGGAUUUGUCUUCGGUGCUUGAAUUAAAAGAGGAUGAU